Messenger RNA from Penicillium chermesinum, 186 nucleotides. RefSeq lists its product as uncharacterized. Bases 1 to 186 code for a protein of 61 amino acids. The record is from RefSeq and is a predicted model, not a curated record. NCBI's taxonomy places the organism in Eukaryota, Fungi, Ascomycota, Eurotiomycetes, Eurotiales, Aspergillaceae. The transcript is spliced from 2 exons.
AUGAACUCCAACCUGAAGGGGGACCGGCUCCGAAAGCCGCAGUGGCGAAACUUGAAAGACGUCCGAAAGGCGUCGGUUCCUUUUGCUGAAACACGAGGUGUCUCCGAUUCGGUAGCGGAGACCAUCUCUCCGGGGAAGAAGAGCCCUGACACAUCGUACCUGCGGCUCUCCACGCCCUUUAUAUAG